This is a messenger RNA of Sinocyclocheilus anshuiensis, 1818 nucleotides long. Its product is annotated as protein C9orf72-like. Gene Ontology annotation, molecular function: guanyl-nucleotide exchange factor activity. NCBI's taxonomy places the organism in Eukaryota, Metazoa, Chordata, Actinopteri, Cypriniformes, Cyprinidae. Gene Ontology annotation, cellular component: autophagosome; endosome. The record is from RefSeq and is a predicted model, not a curated record. Bases 1 to 1479 code for a protein of 492 amino acids. The transcript has 10 exons. Gene Ontology annotation, biological process: endocytosis; autophagy.
AUGUCAUGCCAGUGUUCACUUUCUAGUUCACUCCACUGUAUUUUCUCUGUUCCUCUUCAACAGAUUGCAUGGGUCUGUGUGAGUGGCCGUCAUGUCUGCAGCCUGUCCCCGCAGUCUCCUGGUGUGGCUAAGACUGAAGUGCUGGUAGAGGACUGGUGUCCCGUGCUGGCUGCAACCUUCGCUUACUGGGACAACAUCCUGGGACCUCGUGUACAGCACAUCUGGGCCCCCAAAGGUCAGGGGUUGUCGCUUCUCAGUGAUGGAGAGGUCACGUUUCUUGCCAAUCACACGCUGAACGGUGAGAUUUUGCGAAGUGCGGAGAGUGGCGCAGUGGAUGUGAAGUUCUUCGUCUUGGCAGAAAAGGGAGUUAUCAUAGUCUCGCUGAUAUUUGAUGGAGAACUCAAGGGUGAUAAGAACACUUGCGCGCUGUCAAUCAUCCUGCUGCAGUCAGAGCUAAGAUUUUACCUGCCACUGCACAGUGUGUGUGUGGAGAGACUCAAACACAUCAUCCGCAAGGGACGCAUCUGCAUGCAGAAGGGUUACAACAUAGUCUCUGUGUUGUCAUCUGAGAUUGUUCCCAUAAUGGAGCUUCUUACCUCCAUGAAGAAACACAGUGUACCAGAGGAAGUGGAUCUAAAGGACACUGUGCUCAAUGAUGAUGAUAUUGGAGACAGCUGUCGCGAAGACUUUUUACACAAGGCUAUCAGCUCUCAUCUUCAGACUUGUGGCUGUUCCAUGGUGGUUGGCAGCAAUCCUGAGAAAGUCAAUAAGAUCGUGCUCACGCUGUGCCUCUUCCUCACUCCUGCGGAGAGGAAGUGCUCUCGGCUGUGUCACCCCGACGGCUUGUUUAAAUAUGACACCGGCCUCUUUGUUCAAGGCCUCCUUAAGGACUCCACAGGCAGCUUUGUGUUGCCCUACCGGCAGGUGCUCUACUCCUCGUACCCCACCACCCACAUUGACGUGGACAUUAACACGGUCAAGCAGAUGCCACCCUGCCACGAGCACACGUAUCAUCAGUGGCGCUACAUGCGAGCUGAGCUCAGUGCCCUCUGGAAGGCCGCCAGCGAGGAUGACAUCAGUUCUGGCAACCUCAUCAAUGCCCAGGACUCCUACACACCAGAUUUGAAUAUAUUUCAAGACGUGAUGCACAAAGACACACUUGUGAAGUCUUUCAUAGAUGAGGUGUUUCUGUUGAAACCAGGUCUGUCUCUGCGGAGUGUGUAUUUGUCCCACUUCCUUCUCCUGCUGCACAGGAAGGCCCUGACACUGCUCAGAUAUAUUGAGGAUGAGACGCAGAAGGGCAAAAAACCUUUCAGAUCUCUACGCAACUUGAAAACUGAUUUGGACUUAACUGUGGAGGGUGACUUGAAUAUCAUCAUGGCGAUGGCGGAGAAGCUCCAGGCAGGCCUUCACUCCUUUGUUUUUGGGAAGUCUUUCCUUACCAGUGUACAGGAACGUGACCUCCUCAUUAACUUCUGACCUCUGAACCUUGUGCUCAUCACACCACAGGACAUGUAUAGUAUAUUUAUUAUGCGCUUUUUCUGAAACAACACCUGCUGCUGAAAUGUCGACUGAUUCACACGUGCUUUAAAAUAAUGAUCACGUGCUUAGUGAUGCUGAUGAAUUCAUAUUUGUGUGAAGAAGAUUUCGUGCAUACGAGAUUCUUGAAUGGGAGUAUGAGACACUUGUACAAUCAAUGUUUGGAUCUCACACUUAGUAGGUUUUUGGUUAACGGCUAACUAACAUAUACCUUCAUUCAUAGCACAAUAAAUUGAUGAUAUGUAACAUGGCAAGGAAUAAAGUUGAAUUAAUUUUAAA